GGAAGGAGUAAAAGGAAAAGAGAAAGAGAAGAAAAAGAAAAAAUUACAUCCUCUCCACUUGCAUGAGGCCUUAGCCUUACUAAUCUGUAUUAUCAUUUAAUUACAGCAAGGGAGAAACAUGACCACAUUAGCCAAUUUUACACAAACACUGGAGGAUGUCUUCAGAAAGAUUUUCGUUACUUAUAUGGACAACUGGAGGAGGAACACGACAGCCGAAGAACAGGCGCUUCAGGCCAGAGUUGAUGCUGAGAACUUCUACUACGUCAUCCUGUACCUCAUGGUGAUGAUUGGCAUGUUCUCCUUCAUCGUGGUGGCCAUCCUGGUGAGCACGGUGAAGUCGAAGCGGCGGGAGCAUUCCCAGGACCCCUACCACCAGUACAUCGUGGAGGAUUGGCAAGAGAAGUACAAAAGUCAGAUCUUGCAUCUGGAAGAACCCAAGGCCACCAUUCAUGAGAACAUGGGGGCAACAGGGUUCUCAGUGUCGCCCUGA
Myodes glareolus (Bank vole) is the source of this 490-nucleotide messenger RNA. The record is from RefSeq and is a predicted model, not a curated record. Lineage: Eukaryota; Metazoa; Chordata; Mammalia; Rodentia; Cricetidae.